AUGAAGGAAAAAGCCUUACUUUACCCUGCUAGCACAAAAGAGGUCGAAUGCCUCACGCACAGUCCGCCAGUACUCGACAACCACAAACUAGACCCCGAUGACUCCAAAUCAAGCCAAGAGAGUCCGAAUACAUCAUCAGAAACCGCCGAAUAUUGGGAAAAGAAACGCCUGACAGUUGUGGCGAUUCUGUACGGACUUGACCUCAAACAAUCGACAAAGAGCAAUGCUAGGGCACACCCAUCUUGGGUCUACGCCGAGGUUGUGGCUGCACUGUCCAUGAUCAGCUGCAUUAUGCAAUGGAUCUUUAUGACAGCUGUGUGGUACUGGUGCUUCUUGGAUGCUCUGAUCUCUGUUCUGUGGCUGGCUCAGUUCGGGGUAUUUGCUUCCAUAUAUCUGGACGCAGAGGCCGAACAAACAUUUGCGCCGGCUUCAGUUGACAGGAUGCAAGCGGCUGUCUGGAUCAAUCUUGUUUGCGUUGUUUUAUGGUUUGUGGCAACACUAUAUGGUGCUAUCGGAUGUUGUGCUCGUUUCAAGAGAGUGAGGCAAAUGAGGAAGGACAUUAGGAUAGGCUUGAAGGUCUAA
Messenger RNA from Fusarium graminearum PH-1, 582 nucleotides. RefSeq lists its product as uncharacterized. NCBI's taxonomy places the organism in Eukaryota, Fungi, Ascomycota, Sordariomycetes, Hypocreales, Nectriaceae. The record is from RefSeq and is a predicted model, not a curated record. The transcript is spliced from 3 exons. The coding region runs from base 1 to 582 and encodes 193 amino acids.